Lathyrus oleraceus (garden pea) is the source of this 1677-nucleotide messenger RNA. RefSeq names its product SUMO-activating enzyme subunit 2-like. Gene Ontology annotation, biological process: protein sumoylation. The record is from RefSeq and is a predicted model, not a curated record. Gene Ontology annotation, molecular function: SUMO activating enzyme activity. Gene Ontology annotation, cellular component: SUMO activating enzyme complex; cytoplasm. Bases 1 to 1677 code for a protein of 558 amino acids. Lineage: Eukaryota; Viridiplantae; Streptophyta; Magnoliopsida; Fabales; Fabaceae. The transcript has a single exon.
AUGGCAUUUAGACCAAAUCCAACCAGCCCCAAGACGUAUCCGGUCUGUACUAUCACUAGUGCUCCAUCAAAGUUUGUUCAGUGCAUUAUGUGGGCAAAGGAGUUACUAUUUUCCAAGUUAUUUGGGGACAAGAAUCAAGACAAUGAUUUAAAUGUUCGCUCAAGUGAUGCUACCAGCUCGUCAAAAAAUGUAGAUGAUAUAUUUGAACAUAACAAUGAUGAAGAUAUUACUCAAUAUGGAAGGAAAAUAUUUCAUCAUGUAUUUGGUUACAACAUUGAAUUAGCUUUGUCCAAUGAGGAGACAUGGAAAAAUCGAAAUAGACCUAAACCUAUAUACAGCAAGGAUGUCCUUUCUGAUGAUUUGGCUAAACAGAAUGGAAAUCUGGACAACUAUAAUGCUUGUGGUGAUGGAUUAUCAGUUUCUGCCAUGCCAUCUUUGGGCAUGAAGAACCCACAAGAUGUAUGGAGUCUUAGAGAAAAUUCUAGAAUACUUCUUGAAGCACUGAGACUAUUAUUCACGAAAAGAGACAAGGAGGUUGGCAAUCUAAGCUUUGAUAAAGACGACCAGUUGGCUGUAGAAUUUGUUAUUGCAGCUGCAAACAUACGGGCUGCUUCAUUUGGCAUAUCUCUACACAGUCUUUUUGAAGCUAAAGGAAAUGCUGGUAACAUUGUGCAUGUUGUGGCGACAACAAAUGUUGUUAUUGCUGGUUUGAUUAUCAUUGAAGCAAUUAAGGUGCUGAAAAAUGACGUUAAUAGAUAUAGAAUGACAUAUUAUAUGGAACGCCCAUCAAGAAACCUGUUGCUUAUGCCAGUGGAGCCAUUUGAACCAAACAAAUCAUGUUAUGUUUGCUCUGAGAGUCCGGUAUUGCUUGAAAUAAAUACAAACCACUCAAAGUUGAAGGACGUUGUUGAAAAGAUCAUCAAGGCUAAGCUUGGGAUGAACCUUCCACUUAUUAUGAAUGCUUCAAACCUUCUCUAUGAGGCUGGUGAUAUUGAGGACGACAUGGUUGCAAUUUAUGAUGCCAAUCUUGAAAAGGUCCUAGUUGAGUUUCCUUCUCUUGUAACUGGUGGUACAAUGCUUAUAGUAGAGGAUUUUCAACAGAAAUUGAAAUGUGAUAUCAAUAUAAAACACAGAGAGGAAUUUGAUGAAGAGAAAGAACCUGAUGGAAUGGUUCUCUCAGGAUGGAUAGCAACCGCAAAAAUAACGACCUUCACUAAUUGUGCGGGACGCCUUUUGACAUUUACAAAUAGCCGGUUCAAUAGUGAUUUUAGCCUUAAUGCAAUUGCAUUUCUUCGUUUCUAUGCAGUCAGAAUUGUUGAUGGAGGACUUGUAUGCAAUAAGAAGAGCAGUAUUGAUGGCUCAUCAGUUGUAUUAUCAAAUGGUGUUUCUGAUGUACAAGAUCUUACCGAUAACGAUGAUCACGUGUCCUUUUGGAUUCCUUUGUUAUCAGGGUUGUCAAAAUUAACUUCUGAUCCAAGAUCAGUGAUCAAAAAGAGUUCGUUGGAGGUUCUUUUUAACAUUUUGAAGGAUCAUGGCUAUCUAUUCUCACGCACAUUUUGGAAUAGCAGUUUUUGUUCUGUUGUUUUCCUUGUAUAUAACUCAGUAUGUGGAAAACGAGACAUACCAGAGGGUCAUUGUUCAUCUUCAGUAUCUGUGCAUACUGAAGGAGACACAUAG